UCCGCCCAUCCUGUAACCACCCAAUGAAAUAAUUACAGUGGCCCGUCACUAGGCAGUAUAACGUGUGGCUGGCCAAUGAUGUUUUUGUUGGCCUAGAAGGGCGCAGGGAGCUGAAGGUAACCGAGUGGCAGCGAUCGAGUCCGGGGGAAAUCUGUCACGGAGUCACCGUGAAAAACACUAACAGCCACAAAAUGCCGAAUAAAACUAAAAAGGAAAAGGAACCAACCAAAUCUGCCAAAAGCAGCGCAAAAAACAGUAAUGCCACUAGUGGGAAAGACACAGGAACUGAAAAUGCAGAUGAGGCGGCGCAGCAGCAGACUGCCAGCAAGCGUCCCAGCAACAGCACCCCACCACCCACUCAGCUCAACAAGAUCAAGUACUCUAGCGGUCCCCAGAUCGUCAAGAAGGAGCGUCGCCAGAGUUCGUCACGAUUCAACCUUGCCAAGAACCGCGAGCUGCAGAAGCUUCCUGCCCUCAAAGAUGCACCCCUUAUCGACCGGGAGGAGCUGUUUGUGCAGAAGCUGCGGCAGUGCUGUGUGCUCUUUGACUUUGUCACAGACCCCCUAAGCGACCUGAAGUACAAGGAGGUGAAGCGUGCCGGUCUGAAUGAGAUGGUGGAGUACAUCACGCACAACCGCGAUGUGGUCACAGAGUCCAUCUACCCCGAGGGUGUCAUCAUGUUUUCAAUCAACCUGUUUAGGACCCUACCACCAUCCUCCAACCCCACGGGGGCUGAGUUUGACCCAGAAGAGGACGAGCCCACACUGGAGGCUGCUUGGCCACACCUACAGCUGGUGUAUGAAUUCUUCUUACGAUUCCUGGAGUCCCCUGAUUUCCAGCCAAAUGUCGCAAAAAAAUACAUUGACCAAAAGUUUGUACUGUCUCUCCUGGAGCUGUUUGACAGUGAAGACCCCAGGGAGCGGGACUUCCUGAAGACCAUCCUCCACAGGAUCUACGGCAAGUUCCUUGGCCUCCGGGCCUACAUCCGCAGACAGAUCAACAACAUAUUCUACAGGUUUAUAUAUGAAACCGAGCAUCACAAUGGAAUCGCCGAGCUCUUAGAAAUCUUAGGAAGCAUAAUCAACGGCUUUGCCCUGCCAUUGAAAGAGGAGCACAAAAUGUUCUUGAUCCGAGUGCUGCUGCCGCUUCACAAAGUGAAGUCACUCAGCGUCUACCACCCACAGCUGGCGUAUUGCGUCGUGCAGUUCUUGGAAAAGGACAGCAGUCUAACUGAACCAGUGAUCAUGGGCCUGCUGAAGUUCUGGCCUAAGACCCACAGCCCGAAAGAGGUGAUGUUCCUCAACGAGCUGGAGGAGAUCCUGGACGUCAUCGAGCCGUCUGAGUUCGUCAAGGUCAUGGAGCCACUGUUCAGACAGCUGGCCAAGUGUGUGUCCAGUCCACAUUUCCAGGUGGCAGAGAGGGCGCUGUACUACUGGAACAAUGAGUACAUCAUGAGUCUGAUCAGUGACAACGCAGCCAAGAUCCUCCCCAUCAUGUUCCCUGCUCUCUACAAGAACUCCAAGAGCCACUGGAACAAGACAAUCCAUGGGCUGAUCUACAACGCCCUGAAGCUUUUCAUGGAGAUGAACCAGAAGCUGUUUGAUGACUGCACCCAGCAGUACAAGGCUGAGAAACAGAAAGAGAAGUACAAGCUGAAGGAGCGUGAGGAGGUCUGGCACAAGAUUGAGGAGCUGGCUAAGCAUAACCCUCAGGUUACCAAACUCCGACCUGGUCUCCACCCACAAGAAGAGUACAUGAUGUACAAUGAGAGUCCGGGAGGGGGGCCCUUGUACUCCAUGGAGACGGAGACGCCCACUGCUGAGGACAUUCAACUGUUGAAGAAGACUGUCGAGACAGAGGCCACACAGGGGAUGAAGGACAUCAAGAAAGACAAGGUGUUGAUGCGGCGGAAGUCGGAGCUGCCGCAGGACGUGUACACUAUAAAAGCCCUGGAGCAGCACAAGCGAGCAGAGGAGUACCUGACGGCAAACGAGGAGGCCCUCUGACAAGGGAACAGUGGCACCCUCCAUGCCUAACUCCCCCCAA
Molecule: messenger RNA, 2046 nt
Organism: Coregonus clupeaformis (lake whitefish)
Lineage: Eukaryota; Metazoa; Chordata; Actinopteri; Salmoniformes; Salmonidae
Product: serine/threonine-protein phosphatase 2A 56 kDa regulatory subunit delta isoform
Exons: 17
Coding region: 192-2006 (604 amino acids)
Biological process (GO): protein dephosphorylation; signal transduction
Cellular component (GO): nucleus; protein phosphatase type 2A complex; cytosol
Molecular function (GO): protein phosphatase activator activity
Source: RefSeq, a predicted model, not a curated record